Sinocyclocheilus grahami is the source of this 5044-nucleotide messenger RNA. Its product is annotated as RIMS-binding protein 2-like. NCBI's taxonomy places the organism in Eukaryota, Metazoa, Chordata, Actinopteri, Cypriniformes, Cyprinidae. Gene Ontology annotation, molecular function: protein binding. The record is from RefSeq and is a predicted model, not a curated record. Gene Ontology annotation, biological process: neuromuscular synaptic transmission.
ACAGUGGAGAGAGAUUGUGCUCUGUUGGAGAGGACUGAGCUCCAAGGCAAACUGGAGAACCUAGAGCAGGUGCUGAAGCAUAUGCGAGAGGCUGCAGAGAGGAGGCAGCAGCUAGAAUUAGAGCAUGAACAAGCCUUGGCUGUCCUCAGUGCCAAGCAGCAGGAGAUUGACCUUCUGCAGAAGGCUCAGGUUGAGGCUAAGAAGGAACAUGAAGGUGCCGUCCAUCUGUUAGAGAAUCACUUGGACAGCAUGCAGGCUAAAGUGAGAGAACUGGAGGAAAAAUGCCGGGCACAGAGUGAGCAGUUUAACCUGCUGUCAAAAGAGUUGGAGAAGUUCAGGUUGCAGGCUGGGAAGUUAGACAUCCUGAGCAGCAGUCAGCUGACAGGGGGCGACUCGCCCGGCUCACCCACCAAACCCCUCACCCUCUCCCAGCUUCUCAACGGCCUCACUGCCCCCUCUGGGAUAGGUAAUGAGGAUUCGAUGAGUAAGAUCUCAGAGCUCAUUCGGCCUCUACAGAUGACUGAGGGGGAGAAGGUAGAGCUCCUGUCUGUCAAACCCACCUUCCUGUCACGCACCACAACCUCCAGACCACGGCAAGCCUUCCUCUCAGAGGUGCGGCCCGUCAUCUCCACUGCUAUGGACAAAGAGCAAGACUCGUCCCCCAGGUCUAAGUCCAGAUACACAGGCAAAGUGCGAUUGUGUGUUGCCCGCUACAAUUAUAACCCUUAUGAUGGCCCCAAUGAGCAUCCUGAAGCAGAGCUCCCCCUGGUGACUGGGAAGUACCUGUAUGUUUAUGGGACCAUGGAUGAGGACGGCUUCUAUGAGGGUGAGUUGUUGGACGGACAGCAGGGUCUGGUUCCCUCCAACUUUGUGGACUUUGUCCAGGAUGAGGAGCUCCCGUCAGUUCCUCUUUUGGACCGCAUCAAGGAACCGUCCUACCUCAACCACAGCCCCGCCUCCAUGCCCAGCAGUGCCGUCAGUACACUCAGCACACUGCUUUCAGAGAAGCUGGACACCCUGGGCUCGGGUACCGGGACAGGCACCAGCAGCAGCAGUGGGGUGAGCAGCUUGGGCAUGAGCAUGGGUCUGGGCAUGGACUUUCUGGGACCCUGCAGCAAUGGCACAGGCACGCUGGACGUGAACAUUGAUGAGAUCGGAGAAGACAUUGUGCCUUACCCCCGCCGCAUUACCUUGAUCAAGCAGCUGGCCAAGAGCGUUAUCAUAAGCUGGGAGCCUCCAGUGGUGCUGCCCGGGUGGACAUCCAUCAGCGGCUACAAUGUACUGGUGGAUCAGGAGGUACGCAUGAGCGUGCCCUUCGGCGGCCGCACCAAGUCUUUGAUCGAGAAGCUGAACCUGGCCUCCUGUACGCACCGCAUCUCCAUCCAGAGCAUGACGGAGCGGGGGCUCUCCGAUCCGCUGCGCUGCACACUGCUGAUGGGGAAAGAUGUGGUUGUGGCACCCUAUUACCUUCGUGUGGAGAACAUCACACAAGUAUCGGCUGAGCUCACCUGGAUGCCAAGCAACAGCAACUACAGCCACAUGAUCUUCCUGAACGACGUGGAGUAUGAUGUUGUGAAGCCUGGAGGGUACAAAUACCACUUCUACAACCUCAAGCCCAUGACAGUGUAUAAGAUACGGGUGGUGGCCCGGCCCCAUCAGAUGCCCUGGCAGCUUCCCCUUGAGCAGAGGGAGAAGAAGGAGGUCUCAGUGGAGUUCUGCACACAGCCAGCCGGUCCUCCUUUACCUCCUCAGGAUGUGCAAGUUCAGAUGGGACAGACACCUGGAGUCUUGCAGAUCCAUUGGAAGCCUCCUUCCCUCACUCCUACCGGCACUUCCAAUGGAGCCAAUGUAAUCGGCUACAUAGUCUGCACUAAAGGUCAAAAGAUAGCAGAGAUAAUGUACCCCACAGCAGAUUUUGUUACGGUGGAACUGAACCGUAUCCAGUGUCUGGAAGCGCAGGAGGUCGUUGUGAGGACAAUAUCAGCACAAGGAGAGUCGCAGGACUCUCCCGUGGCCACCAUUCCGCACAACCUCCUGGUGCCUCACUCCCACGGACACCCCCCUCACCCGCCUCCCUACCCACAAGCCUACCCCCCAACCCAUCCACAACCGCAUGUUCAGCCCCACUCCGUCCCACCACCCCACCCUCAUCCACCUCCCUCACACCCCCACGUACACCCCUCGCCUUCCCCGUACCCCAUGUCUAAACCCAAACUCCUACCAAGUGCCAGAGACCCCCAUGCCAAAGAGCCAGAGAUGGGCAGGCGAAUGGGGCAGCCCUGGGAGCCGCAUCCCAGAGCCCCGUCACCACUUCCGCCCCCUUCACACCCGGGACACACACUGGAGCCCCCUCACAUAGAGGGCCGGCGCUCACCAUCCCCUCAGAGGAUCUUGCCUCAACCUCAGGGAGUGCCCAUUCCCAACACAGUGGCUCGUGCUAUAGCCCGCCAGGUGGCGCAGAGGAGCGCCCCGAACAGCAGGGUGGAGAGGAGGAACAUCUUCAGUGACAGGGGUAAUGCUCUGCAUUCAUUAAACUCAGAUGAGGAGGAGGAUGGGUACGAUUCCCCUCACGCCAGGCGAAGAGGUGCUUCUGUGGAUGAGUUUCUCAGAGGUUCUGAGCUGGGCAGACAUCAUCAUCACUAUAGCCACAGUGAGGAGUACUACACUGAGAGCAGUCGGGGCUCUGAUCUGUCUGACAUCAUGGAGGAGGAUGAGGAGGAGCUGUACUCGGAGAUGCAGCUGGAAGAAGGGCGCCGCCGCGGCAUCAACUCACACAACACAUUAAAGGCAUAUUACAGGCGUCAGGACCUUGCGGUGGACCGGGACAGUUGGGACCUGCAGCGGGAGGUGGUACGACAGCGCUCCUUGCGCUCCCACAAGCGGCUACACAGCAUCCCGGAAGUUGCCGAGGAGGAACUGGACACCGGGGUGGAGGUCAUGGGUCAGCGGCUGCGUUUCGAGGAGGCUCGUCCAGGCACUCCUUGCAGGAGCCCGCAUCCCUACGACCAGGACUCACGGAAGUCUAACCACCUUUCCCCAAGCAAGAGUGUCCGCAGGCUGCAGAGGCAGCGCUCCUCUCCACGCUACAGCUCCAUAGAUGAGCGGCCACCGUGCUGGAGCAGCAGCAGUAGCAGGCAGAACACCAAGAGCCCCGACAGCGGACUAGACUGCGGGAGCGAGGAGGAGGGCUCGCUUGGCUACCGUGGAAGCUACCACUCAUACACGGGGUGCAGCCCGCUGCGGGUGGGUUCUGGCCCCAACAUGCGGGUGAUCCACAGUGAGGGGCCUGUGGAAAGGCGUGCUCUGGCUGCUGGCAGGAAAAGGUCACUGACCCGGCAGUGCAGCGUGGAGGAGGACUUCCUGGAUACCAUUCCGGAGACAAGGAGCAUGCGGGAGUCGUACCAUCAUUACCACUAUCAUCCACACCUUCACCAUCCCCAACGCAGGUUCCGGAGCGAGGGCAGGCUGAGCGAGGUUGGCAGGACCCAUCACACGGACAUUAGGGCCUACUCUGUGGCCAGACUCAACAGGGCAAUGGAUGAACCCCUGAUUUUAGGGAGCUCUCCCUCAACAGGACGCUCGGAUCGACUGGACCAUUCUGGCCGUAGGACGAAUCACGGCUAUCCACCCGCUCAGAGAAGACCAAUGACAGUCCCUACCAUUGAGAUCACCGUGGAGAAUAACAGUGAGGGGAGUGAGGGGAACCUCUCACCUAUCAAGGACGAUGUUUACUAUACCAGUGUAGCCCACCACAGGACAUGGCCCCCACAGCGAACAGAGCACCGAUAUGAUGGUUAUGGAGGACGGGACCAGCGGUCUCCAGACUACUAUGAGUCAGAGCCAGAGGACUUGUCCCGAAUUUUUGUGGCCAUGUUUGACUAUGACCCCCUGUCAAUGUCUCCUAACCCUGAUGCUGCUGUAGAGGAGCUUCCCUUCAAGGAGGGCCAGAUCAUAAAGGUUUUUGGAGAGAAGGACACAGAUGGAUUCUAUAGGGCAGAGAUCUGUGGCCGCAGGGGGCUCAUCCCCUGUAACAUGGUCUCAGAGAUCCAGACGGAUGAUGAUGACAUGAUGGACCAGCUGCUCAAACAGGGGUUUCUUCCUCUCAACACGCCCAUUGAGAAAAUAGUAAACUGUAAUAGGUUCAAAGAUGGCCGUUCAGUUAAUCGCAGGUCCCGGAAAUCCAAGAGAGAAAGGAACAAAAGGAGUGGAAGGCAGCACCAGGUGUCGACGCGGAGGAUGGUGGCCCUGUAUGACUAUGACCCCAGAGAGAGCUCGCCUAACGUGGAUGUGGAGGCCCGCUAUGGGGGCAGCUUGCAGAGUGAGGAGGCUGAGCUGACAUUUUGUGCAGGUGAUGUGAUCACAGUUUUUGGAGAGAUCGAUGAGGAUGGCUUUUAUUAUGGGGAGCUCAAUGGACACAAGGGUCUGAUCCCUUCCAACUUUCUUGAAGAAGUGCCUGAUGACGUGGAGGUUUACCUCACCAACACCCCGAGCCAUCACCCCCAGGACCCCCCGUCCCGGACAAAGAACAAAAGGGUUCCCGUGGAAAAAGCGGGCCCUCCCAGAAGAAGUGCCACCCCCACAGUGCGCCUACACAUCCCGGGGUCCGCCCAGGGGCCCGGCAGUCCCAUCCGGCGCCCCCGAGCUGACUCUAAGAAAACAGGACUGCUCUCCAAGGGAAAGAAUCUAUUAAAAAGGCUUGGUGCUGUCAAAUAGUUUCACAUAACUCUCCUCACAGCAGCCGAGAUAAGGAGGUUGGAAUUGCAGAGAAAUUACCUUAGAAGGUGGGAAAAAGAACAUUUCUCCCAUCUUCUGUUUCUGUAAUCACUUGGAUUGGCCAUGGAAAAGAGAAAGGAAAAUGGUGGAAACGAGGGCUUUUAUGACCACAGCUUCAGCUUUAUGCCAUUGAAACUGUUCUGCAAGUUCUGUCUGCCCAUGUCUGAUUCUUAAAAGCACAGAAACGCUCACUUAAUGUGACUUACUAAGAUGUCUUGUUAUAAAUAUACAAUGCAAGGGAUGUUCUUGGAUAAUAAAAUAAAAUCUAUAU